This is a messenger RNA of Hypoxylon trugodes, 2836 nucleotides long. RefSeq lists its product as uncharacterized. The record is from RefSeq and is a predicted model, not a curated record. The transcript is spliced from 2 exons. The coding region runs from base 264 to 2288 and encodes 674 amino acids. Lineage: Eukaryota; Fungi; Ascomycota; Sordariomycetes; Xylariales; Hypoxylaceae. Gene Ontology annotation, molecular function: protein binding.
UUUCAUGCUAUGAUGGCUCGACCUAAUCAUAAUAUUCCCAGUACUUUGCUACAAGGAUCAUCACACCCCAUCUAUUUUCUCUGCACUCUAAUUCGUUUUAUUAUAUUUUUGGCCCGUGCUUUGGAGCUAGGGUAUCUUAGCCAAUACAAUAUGCUUACGCAGCUUCAGAGCCUCUGAUCAUUUUCGGCUAUGAGAUUUCCCCACCUUAACGCGUUUUGAACGACGUAUCGUACCGCAGGGUCAAUACAUAAAUCAUCGCAAGGAUGCCUAAUACCAUGCGGCUGGCAUGUAUUGACAGGCAAGGAAACGCGAAUGAGCUUAGUGCGAUGUUACAGCAACAACCAUAUGACGCUCGUGACUUAGUGGCCGAUGCCGUAUUCCAGUGCCAACGAUCGCUUUCGGACUAUUUGGACUACCUCCAGACAGAGAGUGCGGUACGAAACGCAAUGAUCCAUUUCCAAGGCGAGCAAGAAAAAUAUGCGAGGGCCUAUGUACUCAGUCGUACGCUCGACCACCGCACCCAGAAAACGGCUAGAGCUGAUCUCAUCUAUCUCGCUUUUUACCACGGGGGUCCUCUGGCUCUAGUGGGUAUCUUCUACGCAACAAUUGAUGCCCAUCGUAACCCCCGUAGCCGUGAAGUACUAGAUUACUUGUUGAAUACAGCAUCAGAUGAAACCAAACUCCGGUUGAUUGCGCGAGUGGGCACAUUUCCAUGCAACCCAAGCAUAGGCACUUGGCUGCUAAAGUUACUAGAAAAGCUAGAACCUAGCGUUCAACAGUUUGCAUGUAUACUUCGGUGCUUGAGUACUUCGGAGGUACCGAAGGAAUUGUUCUAUCGCGCGCGUGCACCAUCCUUGACUUGGGGUGCAGAUGGGGAGGCUACUGGGACCAAUCUACCCGUGAUCCUUCCGGUCACUGAGGAGUCCAAGUUUGCAAACGCAGUGGCCCGCUUAGAACACAUUGGCUUUGUGCAUGUUUCGGAGCAUGCUCUAGGCCUGAAUGCUCGAAUAGCAGAACUGCUUCAUGGGCACCUUGAACAGGCUAUAUUCGUUGCAGAAGCUUUCAAGGUUGUUACGCACGGUUUUCCCAAGUACCCAGAGUUGGAAUCUAAUAGCUACCUAGAACAGUGCGAGACGUUCCUACCUAUCUUACAAAACGCCUCUGCCUAUCUUAUUAACAUGCAGGCCGCGACCCUUGUCGACAACGCAAGCGUGACGCAGCUCGUUGAAGCGUACCUAUCAGCUUCAAAUUUCGGCGAUAAGCCGUGGAAGCAAAAGGCUAUCGCGAUCGCCACAAAGGCGGCCCAGAAUCUGGCCGACUCCCCGAGCAAAACGCUAUUUGCUGCCGUGUUACGUGUGAGACAGGACUCGCUGGCGCACCUGUAUCAGGAUGCAAGCCAGGGCCAAGGGCCCAUUAUUUUUCCUAUAGUUGAUCAUCGAUCCAAUGGGCUUUCUGCCCAAUUAGCCAUAUUAGAGGCCCGGAAAUGCAUAAGUUUCAAUGCUCUGGCGUCGGCUUCAGAAUACCUAGCAAAAUACCAACCUUCUUUGUACGGUCCGCCGUCCUCGCUGGAGAUGAUGCAAAAUAAACAAGUAACCCUUAUGCGUAGUCGAAUCUUACGCCUAGAAGGUCGCUUCCAAGAUGCUUACGAUCUAUUACAACAGGCGCUCGAUGACGGAAACCAGACGGUUUCCCUCCUUGGCACCCUGCUCUGUGAGCUCGGGAGGCAUGACGAAGCGAUCCAAAAACUGAACCAGCAGAUAGCGAAAAAUUCACGGAGAGGAAUGUUCGCUGUCAAGAUUGCCUUAGGAAACGCUUAUCUAUUUCGAUGCAUGCGAUAUGUCAGCCGUAAAGAACCCUUAGAUUGGCAAACAUUGCUAUCAGCUCGCGAUAUUUUCCAGGGCCUUUGUAUUCCCCCUACGGAUCCAGUCACCUAUUACGGCAAGAUGAAUCGCUUGUCUGCCCUUUUUGGGCUUGCCCUAGUAGAUCAUCUUAAUGGACGGCUAGACUCCGCCUUGUCCGCAUGGCAUGACACCCUUGUCGCAUCGCACCAGUAUUUACCCACUGGCUAUACGGAUAUGAUCAUCUCAUAUUCAACCAGUGAGCUCGAAGGCAGGCGCGGAGCUAACGCACAGUCAACCAUACUAGAAGGCCAAGCCAGGACCUUGUUUAGUAGGACAGGGCGUCAACACCACUUUGCUGGCCUUGGUUCAACAUGGCCUGAUAUUAUUGGCGAGUGGCUUUUGGCACAGGGUCGUAGUCCGGUCGUACCUAUACAAGAGCAUAGAUAAACCUUUGUUCACGCCUUAGCGUAGGCAGUACCCUCCGCCAGGGUGGGAGGAAAUUGGUACUCGAAGAUACAUGGUACUUUUGUCACCCAGUGGCGUGGGGCCAUGGACCAAUAGAGGCUUUAUGAACGUCCAAGGAAAGCACCUAACUGGUUACCCAAGCUCUCGUCUCGGGACCACACUACCGUAGUUGAGACUUCAGAUUGAAAAUUUGAUGGUUAGCCCAACCACUUUUAUGAUAUCAUUUCCAUUAAGAAAAUAGCAGCUAUAAAUUACAAGGACUUAAAUGUAUGAAGUAUUAUAUACAUAGAUACCUAGGUAAUUUAGUUUUAACCAAAAUGUGACGAACCUAUGCCUCAAAGAGGUAUAGUCGUUACUGGAUUGACUAAUCCGGGUGUCUUGAUUUGAAGGUAACAGUAUCAAUAGUAGGUCAAGUAAUUGGGUAAGUUCUGUUUGUCAGAGAGGCUUGGAGUCCUCUCACUAUACUCGAAAGAAUAGUCUUAGAUUGAUAACUAAAGAGCUAUGGAAAGAGUGACUAGAUACAUAGGAAA